ACUCGAGGUGGCGCGGGCACUAGUUGGUGCGCUAGCUGUGCUGGGCGCUGUCUGCGCCGCCUUUGCUGUCCUUGCUCCCCCGCCCGGCGCGCCGGCCUACGCCAUCUCGACAUUUACGGCUGCGGCGGCGAUGGGCGACGAGGAGGCGCGGCGUGGUGCAAUCGGCCUAGCAGCGGUGGUGCGAUUCGGGCUGACGACGCUGUCGUCGGCUGGGCUGGGCGCGGACGUGCCGAUCGGUGCAGUGCAGCAGGUGGCGGUGGUGGUCCUCGCCUCGCUCGCCAUGCCGAUCUACGCGCACGCGGUCCAUGUUGUGGCGCGGGCGAUGAGUGCGGCAGCGCUGGCUGACCACCCGAUGCGGGCUGCGGGAUGCGGGCUGGCGCUGACAGCGGCGGUAGGCGCCGCGUUUGCGCUCGUCGAGGGCUGGCGCCUCAUCGAUGGCCUUUACUUUGCGGUGGUCCUCCUCACGACCGUCGGUUACGGUGAGCCAGAUCUGGUGCCGGCGACCGGAGCAGGGCUGUUGAUUCUCGCGGCAGCAACGCUGCUGGCAACUGGCGUCUUCUCUUUUGCGCUGGCAGUUGUCCAUCGCGCCGUGAUUGGGGCCGAGCCGCCGCUGAGUAGCCUCCUCGUCGGCCUGGCGGGCUAUGCGGCGGUCUUUGCGGGCGGCCUGUGGCUGCUGGAUGGGGUGCCGUUAGGCGAUGGACUUUACGCGGCAGGAAUCUCGGUCAUGACUGUCGGAUACGGCGAUGUGGUCCCAGGCAGCACUGCCAGCCGGGUGCUGGUGGCUGUGGCGGUUGUGCCUGCGCUGGGCCUGAUGGCGGCGGUGAACGCAGCGAUGUCAGUGGUGGCGGCGCGGGUGAUAGCAUGGGCGGCGGGCAAGCGGUACGGGGUGGCUUCAAUCUCGCACACGGAGCUGGUCAUGGGAGUGCUCGUGGCAGCAGGUGGGUACGUUGUCUUUGGUGGAGCCGUCUUUGCACUGAUGCAGAGCGGGUCGGGCGGCGGAGCGUUUGAAGGAGCGGCGACGCCGCACUCGGCGCCACACGCACUGGCCAUUGGAUGCUACUGGGCAAGCGUCUCGCUGCUCACGCUCGGCUUUGGCGACGUGGUCCCGGUCUCGGCCGCCGCGCGACUGGUCACGCUCGGGUACCUUGGGUGCGGGCUCGGGCUUGUCGAAGCCGCACUCGAGCACGUCCGCAUCAUUGUGGUCGACAGCCUCGGGCUUGACGGCGGGGCGAGCGCUCGGCAGCGGUGGCAAGCUGCGUACACAUCGGUUGCACACAGGCUCGAGAGCCAUCGGCACCCGCACGCCGCAGCCAUCAGGCGAGCCAUCACCGCGGCCAAGCCUCGAGCCGCGAGCCCGAGCCCAGGCAACAGACGCCGGCCGCGCUCGCUUGCGGAGCUCGUCGCGCUGUGGAAGCGGCCGCGGGCUGGCGAAGCCAAGCUCGAGUAG
Messenger RNA from Thecamonas trahens ATCC 50062, 1447 nucleotides. RefSeq lists its product as uncharacterized. The annotation marks the transcript as partial. Gene Ontology annotation, biological process: stabilization of membrane potential; potassium ion transmembrane transport. Gene Ontology annotation, molecular function: potassium ion leak channel activity. NCBI's taxonomy places the organism in Eukaryota, Apusomonadida, Apusomonadidae. The record is from RefSeq and is a predicted model, not a curated record. The transcript has a single exon. Gene Ontology annotation, cellular component: membrane.